UGUGGUGCAGAGGAAAAAAUAAACCCCAAAGAGGAAAAGAAGACAAAGUGAGCCUACUUUUCUAGAUACUGUUUCUGCUUCAACAGUGACCCUGCGUCAAGUUAAGCUUAGCAGUGUUUAGCAGCCUUCAACUUGACCACAACGUUGAAGUGAGAGCAGAACAUGGACGUGGUUGUGCGCAAAAACCACAGAGGACACCAGGAGUUUGCUGUCCAGGCCCAGCACUUGAAACUGUCGGACCUAGGACUGAGACUGAAAGCUCAGGGCUUUCACAACAAUUACCUCUUCAAAGACAACAUCCCAGAAUACCCAAGGCCAGAGUUCCGGGUCUCCCAGCUCAGACACGACACGAAUGAAGGCGGGCUAUUUGGCAUAGCCGUCGAAAGCCAAGGGGGGUUCCGUGCUAGGGGCCGAGAGGGGCCAGAGGGUUUGGACCUGCUGUGGUGGAGCUUGUCUUUGGGAGCGGAGGAGAUGGCCUCGGCUGAACAGCGUCUGCUCCAGGCCAGGUACCCUGACAGGACGGAGGAGCAGGCCAGGGAGCAGACAUCCUUCCUGCAAAGGUUCGCCACCUCACCUGCCUUCCUGGACACCUCCAGGCUGGGCUCCUACCGCUUCACCUUCCCCCUGGAGGAGCUGCUCAAGAGAUACCGGGAACAGCUAUGUGUUGGACACGAGCCAAUCCUGCGUGUGUAUGAGACAGUGCUGUACAAACAGGAGGUGAUGUACUCAGUGCUAGUCCACAGUCACUUCAACAACGACCUCUUUGAGAAGUACCCUCUCCUCCAGGACAACGAUGAUGGAGUCUGUGCUUACAGAGAUGGACAGAUCAUCUGGAGACCCGAGGCCAUGUGUGAGACACACAGCUUCAAACUGGUGUCAAAGCCCUACCAGAACCAGGAUGUAGCCCACCUGAUCCCUGAUCCACAGAAACACCAGUUCUACGUUUGGGACAACGUUACUGUAGCGUUCCACAUGGAUGAUUCACAGAUGUUGACCUUCGAUACAUACAAUUUGAGACACCAUCUGAGAUUCUGUGAGCCGGGACAGCCACCAAUUUCCCCCGACUGUGAGUUCACCACAUACGACGAGGCCAAGGAGAUGGUGGACUGCUAUUGGCCUUACUACCAUACCCCCCUGUUCUGAUAAACUUUCUACCACACCCCCCUGUACUGAUAAACUUUAUACUAGAAUGAUGAUGCAGCGGCCAUAACACCUGCAAAUCUGUGUACGCGACCAAUAAAUGUCGAUUUGAUUUUGAUUUGAUGAUGAUUAGGAUGUCAAACAGAAGGUUAAAGUUGUUAUGCUUUCAACAUGCUUCACUGGUUUAAACCCAGCAGGCUAAAUGUGUUUGUGCGUUUGUAACAUUUACAUUUUAGUCAUUUAGCAGACACUCUUAUCCAGAGCGACUUACAG
Coregonus clupeaformis (lake whitefish) is the source of this 1413-nucleotide messenger RNA. RefSeq lists its product as uncharacterized. The record is from RefSeq and is a predicted model, not a curated record. Bases 163 to 1143 code for a protein of 326 amino acids. The transcript is spliced from 5 exons. Lineage: Eukaryota; Metazoa; Chordata; Actinopteri; Salmoniformes; Salmonidae.